Periophthalmus magnuspinnatus is the source of this 2932-nucleotide messenger RNA. It is a transcript of the gene nr2f6a, whose product is annotated as nuclear receptor subfamily 2, group F, member 6a. The record is from RefSeq and is a predicted model, not a curated record. Gene Ontology annotation, biological process: negative regulation of transcription by RNA polymerase II; cell differentiation; anatomical structure development. Bases 1146 to 2366 code for a protein of 406 amino acids. The transcript is spliced from 6 exons. Lineage: Eukaryota; Metazoa; Chordata; Actinopteri; Gobiiformes; Gobiidae. Gene Ontology annotation, molecular function: RNA polymerase II cis-regulatory region sequence-specific DNA binding; nuclear receptor activity; zinc ion binding.
ACCAAGCUGUUGUAAUGUGAUUUGACUUUCCCACCCCCACCUCACCCGGAGAGAGGGAGCCCACAGACGGAGCACUCACACUCGGAAGCACGGACGGUGGUGGAGCAGCAGCCAAACACACAGCAGCUAACGCUAAAGAGGCCGCCAGUCAUUAGGUCUGAGUGGGCAAACACUGACAAAAGACUGAGGGCUGAACGCCAGUGGGAGCCAGCGGCCAUGGAGCUCUGAACACGCGCGUUUACUGGGACCGUGCUGGGCUCCGUAGCUCCGGGGACACCGCUUCCGAGACUUCCCCCUUUCUCACGAGUCACAGGAGCGGGUUGAUUCGACCAGAGAGACCCGUCCACGUCCACGUCUUCGCGUUUUUUGCAGCUAAACGGACGGACGGAGCGCGAGCGUACGCACCGCUUCCAUUACGCACCGAGCCAAACCACGCUUUCCCGCACGAUUUAUCUGUUUUUUAUCAGAAGACGCUUGGAUAUCUCUAUCGGGGUUUACGGAAAAGCAGCUGGCACGAUGCUGAGAGGAUUAUUACGGCAGAAAGACAGCCCCUUUGGUCGGAUAGAAGAUCUGAGGGUUUAGCGUCCGACGGAGCCAAGGGGAGCGAGCUAACGCGUUUCGGUUUCCUGAAGCGACGCCAGGCUGCUAACCUAGCUUUUGGAGAGCCAUCGGACGCACACACCACCUCAGGAGCUGCUGGCCCAGAUAUCGAGCCGACUGUGCGUUAGACUGUUAAAGAAAUAACAGGGAACAUUUGGGGGGAUAUUUUGUAGCACGCAGAAAAAGUUGCUGCACUUGGAGAUUGUUUCCAGGUCAUAGUGGAGGGGGAGGAGACAAAAAGGAGUGCUGUUUUUACGCCCCAGUUCAAACCAUUUUUUCUUUUUUUUUCCACUUUGGCAUCUGGUUGUUUAGCUGGGGGAUAUUUUUGUAUGUUUAUCAUAUGCAAGGACAACAUAAGAAAACCAGAAAUCUGUACAAUUUGUAGAGGCAAUUCACUGGAUUCUUCUUGCAAGGUUAUGGUCAUGCAUUUUAAACAGUGACCUUUCCAAUCAUAGGACAACCUAAUAUACAUGUUCCCCUGUGACAGCAGCCAGUAAUUUUGGGUGCGUGUCCAAUUUUCUAUUCUCUGGCGGGGUAACCAAGAAAUGGCCAUGGUGAGUGGGGGCUGGGGAGAUCCAAACGGGGGCACCAACGGCUUGGGGGAGAAGGCGUACCUGAGGGGGGAGGAGGAGGACGGCUCUCCCCAGGCUGGAGGAAGCGACAUGGAGGCCGGGGAGGAUGACAAGGCUUGUGUGGUGGACUGCGUGGUGUGCGGAGACAAGUCCAGCGGGAAGCACUACGGGGUCUUCACCUGCGAAGGAUGCAAAAGCUUUUUCAAGAGGAGCGUGAGGAGGAAUCUAAGCUACACCUGCAGGUCAAAUCGAGAAUGCCAGAUCGAUCAGCACCACAGGAACCAGUGUCAGUACUGCCGCCUCAAGAAGUGUUUCCGAGUGGGCAUGCGCAAAGAAGCAGUCCAACGCGGCCGCAUCCCCCCUCAGGCCAGCCUCAGUCCCUCCAUUACUCCCAUAGGGGGCGCCAGCGGUCUGGGAGGAGGAGACUUCUACAACAACAACAACAAUGGCGGCGGGGGAGGGGGCCAGCCGGUGUCGGAGCUCAUCUCUCAGCUCCUCCGCGCAGAGCCGUACCCUAACUCCCGGUACGGGCACCAGUACAGCCAGCAGAGCGGCCCGGACAACGCCAUGGGCAUCGACAACAUCUGCGAGCUGGCCGCGCGCCUCCUCUUCAGCAUUGUGGAGUGGGCCCGGAAUAUUCCCUACUUCCCCGAAUUGCCAGUCUCUGAUCAGGUGUCUCUGCUGCGUCUGAGCUGGAGUGAACUCUUCAUCCUGAAUGCGGCGCAGUCGGCUCUGCCCCUGCACAUGGCGCCCCUGCUGGCCGCGGCGGGUUUUCACUCCUCGCCCAUGUCUGCGGAGCGCGUGGUCUCCUUCAUGGACCAGGUACGAGUGUUCCAGGACCAGGUGGACAAGCUGACCAGACUACAGGUGGACUCAGCGGAGUACAGCUGCCUCAAAGCCAUCGCACUGUUCUCUCCAGACGCAUGCGGCCUGACCGACUCGGUGCACGUGGAGUCCCUACAGGAGAAGGCCCAGGUGGCUCUGACCGAAUACGAGCGCAUGCAGUACCCCAGCCAGCCACAGCGCUUCGGCCGUCUCCUCCUCCGCCUCCCCGCCCUCCGCGCCGUCCCCGCGAACCUCAUCUCACAGCUCUUUUUCAUGCGCCUGGUCGGUAAAACUCCCAUCGAGACCCUCAUCCGAGACAUGCAACUCUCCGGGAGUUCUAUCAGCUGGCCAUAUGUACCAGGGCAGUAGCCAUUUCACCUUCCCGACUACCAGGACUAACAGGACUCCAAGGGUUGCCAGAUCUGAUUGAAAACUCUGGAGCGUUGCCAGAUCAGAGAUGUAGCCAUUAUACCUCCCAGGCUACUGCAAAAAGUACCCGAUGCGUUCCAUCUGUGGCUUACAAACAGGACUCCCAAGAGUUGCCAGAUCUGGAUCAAACUCGGGAGCGUUGCCAGAUCUGGUUGAGAAUUUGGGACCGUCGCCAGAUCAGAGAUGGGACUACCCUGCCUACCCGGACAGUAGCCAUUUUACCUCCCCGACUGCAAAAAGUACCAGUUGCGUUCCAUCUAUGGCAUACAAACAGAACUCCAAAGGUUGCCAGAUUUGGUGAAAACUAAGGAACGCUGCCACAUCAGAGACGGGACAAGCCUACGUGCCCAGAGAGUAGACAUUUUACCUCCCAAAAACGACCCAUCACGUUCCAUCUGCGGUUCACAAACAGGACUCCCAGGGUUGCCAGAACUGGACCAAACAAACCCAGAACGUUGCCAGAUUUGAGACAACCCUACAUAUGCGGAGUAGCCAUUUUACCUCCC